AUGGCCGUGAGGACAGGUGACCAGGGUCAAGCUGCAAUGAACGGGCUGACGGAGAAGGUACUGACGCUGGACACCAUGAACCAGUGUGUGCGCAGGGUAGAGUACGCAGUCCGUGGCCCAAUCGUGGUUCGUGCCUUGGAGCUGGAACAGGAACUGCGCCAGGGUAUGAAGAAACCCUUCACUGAGGUGAUCCGAGCCAACAUUGGGGACGCACAGGCCAUGGGGCAGAAACCAAUCACUUUCAUGCGCCAGGUCCUGGCCCUGUGUGUCGACCCUGAACUUCUGAGCAGCCCCCAUUUCCCAGAGGAUGCCAAGAGAAGGGCAAAGCGCAUUUUGCAGGCCUGCGGGGGCCACAGCCUGGGGGCCUACACCAUCAGCUCUGGCAUUCCCAUGAUUCGAGAGGACGUGGCGCGGUAUAUUGAGCGGCGCGACGGAGGCAUCCCCUCAGACCCCAACAACAUCUUUCUGUCCACGGGAGCCAGUGACGCCAUCGUGACGGUGCUGAAGUUGCUGGUGGCCGGCGAGGGCCGUACCCGCACGGGUGUGCUCAUCCCCAUCCCCCAGUACCCGCUCUACUCGGCCACGGUGGCCGAGCUCGACGCGGUGCAAGUCAACUACUACCUGGACGAGGAGCGCGCCUGGGCGCUCGACGUGGGCGAGCUGCGGCGCGCGCUGCACCAGGCGCGUGACCGAUGCCGCCCUCGCGCGCUCUGUGUCAUCAACCCGGGUAACCCCACCGGGCAGGUGCAGACUCGAGAGUGCAUCGAAGCCGUGAUCCGCUUCGCCUUUGAGGAGCGCUUGUUCCUGUUGGCUGAUGAGGUGUACCAGGACAACGUGUACGCCGAGGGUUCGCAGUUCCACUCGUUCAAGAAGGUGCUCACGGAGAUGGGGCCGCCGUACGCAACACAGCAGGAACUCGCCUCCUUCCACUCCACCUCCAAGGGCUACAUGGGCGAGUGUGGGUUCCGCGGUGGCUAUGUGGAAGUAGUGAAUCUGGACCCCGAGGUGCAGAAACAGAUGCUGAAGCUGAUGAGCGUUCGGCUGUGCCCGCCUGUGUCUGGCCAAGCCCUGCUUGACGUGGUGGUCAGCCCGCCCGAGCCUUCCGACCCCUCCUCUGCGCAGUUCCAGGCAGAGAAGCAGGCGGUGCUGGCGGAACUGGCGGCCAAGGCAAAGCUCACAGAGCAGGUCUUCAACGAGGCUCCGGGCAUCCGCUGUAACCCGGUGCAGGGCGCCAUGUACUCCUUUCCUCGCAUGGAGCUGCCGCCGCGCGCCGUGCAGCGCGCGCAGGAGCUGGGUGUGGCCCCGGACAUGUUCUUCUGCAUGCGCUUGCUGGAGGAGACCGGCAUCUGCGUGGUGCCUGGAAGCGGAUUCGGGCAGCGGGAAGGCACCUACCACUUUCGGAUGACCAUUCUGCCUCCCAUGGAGAAGUUGAGGCCCCUGCUGGAGAAGCUGAGCCAGUUCCAUGCCAAAUUCACCCGCGAGUACUCCUGA
This is a messenger RNA of Chrysochloris asiatica (Cape golden mole), 1491 nucleotides long. It is a transcript of the gene GPT, whose product is annotated as glutamic-pyruvate transaminase (alanine aminotransferase). Gene Ontology annotation, molecular function: L-alanine:2-oxoglutarate transaminase activity; pyridoxal phosphate binding. Gene Ontology annotation, biological process: biosynthetic process. The record is from RefSeq and is a predicted model, not a curated record. The coding region runs from base 1 to 1491 and encodes 496 amino acids. NCBI's taxonomy places the organism in Eukaryota, Metazoa, Chordata, Mammalia, Afrosoricida, Chrysochloridae. The transcript has 11 exons.